AUGAUUUCCACUGCAGCAAAUCUCAAAGAGCCGACGCAGCGAGGAUUACCGUCCCAGGAGGAGGAAAUCAUCGGCUACGUCGAUCCUUGGAUUGCCUCGCCUGGCGAAAAUGUUCAUGUCAAGGUCUCGAGUACAGUCCCGGAAUUCACGUGGUCGUUGGCGCGAAUCAUCCAAGGCUUUGAGCAUCCCAACGCUCCAGAUAUCCAGUACGAGGCGGUAUCGACCCUAAAUUCCAGCUCGGCGGCACUUCCUGGGUCGCACAAGAAGGCUGCAUGCGGGUCCUUUGCUUUGGUCAAGUCGUGGGCGCGAUACGGGCGGAAAAGCAUCAUCGGUCUGCGCUUCAGCUGCUACGUCCAGCCAUGGCUACCGGAUGCGGGCCGCCAACAAGCAUUGAUGUCCACCUUGGACGUAGAAAACUUCUCUGGAGUUGCUGUUUAUGUCAAUGACUCUGGGGCGCUCAGCGUCUACGUCGGAACGGGGGCUUCAGUCGAGCAAUACGAGAGCGAGAUUCGUCUUCGGCGUUGGAAAUGGGCUGAGCUGCAUCUUUCUGUCUCGCAAAGGGAUCUUUGCAUAGAUGUUACGCACUUGGAAAGACUCACUGAGGUUGCUCCUGGCCCAUCUCAGUACUCCCGGGUAUUGGAUUUGCCUGUAUUCCUUCACGGGAAGAAGCCUCUGACACUGGCUGCUGGAUUCUUCUCCGACGGCACAAGUCCCACAGCUCACGCGGCAAAUGUCUUCAACGGCCGCCUAGACUCUCCGCACAUACAAAUCGCCCACAACGGAGCAACCUACACCACCUGGGCCAAGUUCGACUUUACCUUGGAUAUGUCAAGCGACCGCAUCAUAGAUAUCUCAGGUAAUGCAAACCAUGGGGAUCUGAUCAAUGCCCCUACAAGGGCAGUCAAAGGGUUCAACUGGGAUGGCUCAGAGCCAGACUGGACAAAAGCUCAAUACGGUUACGGCGCUAUCCACUUCCACGACGAUGACCUUGAUGAUGCGGCUUGGGCCACGGACUUCACCUUCAAGGUCCCCACGGACGCGCUCUCAGGCGCUUAUGCAGUUAUCGUGCGAUCCGCCGAUCAUUCUGAAGACAUUUCGGACCAUAUCACAUUUUUCGUACGCCCUGCUGCCACCAACACUGCGGACAUUACGGGUCCUAAAGUAGCCAUCGUAUUAUCUACGUUCACAUAUCUCGCCUACGCAAACGAGCACAUGUACGACCAGAGUCGGGCUUCUCGAAUGACCCUCGCUGGCGGGGUACGAGUGCGGGAAGAUGCUUUAUGGCGCCGUAUGGCACGACGGACGGACUUGGGUUGCUCGCUAUAUGAUGUCCACAACGAUGGCUCUGGCUGUGUCUUUAGCACCGCCAAGCGACCGAUUCUCAACAUUCGUCCAGGCUAUGUCAACUGGGCAUUCCAUCGUCCCCGCGAGUUCAGUGCCGACCAGCUUAUGAUUGGCUUCUUGGAGGGGAAGCUUGGUCGUGGUGGGUACGAUGUCCUCACAGACCACGAUCUUCAUGCUCAGGGCGUCGCUGCUCUCCAACGAUACAAAGUCGUGGUGACAGGGUGUCACCCGGAGUACCCAUCUUUGGAGGUGCUCAAUGCUUAUGCCGCAUUUGCCAGAACGGGAGGGCAUCUCAUGUAUCUGGGAGGGAAUGGCUUCUAUUGGUGUUCGGUGCUGGAUACUCAUCGACCACACCGUCUCGAGGUCCGCAAAGGAGACCAGGGAUGUCGUUCAAUCGAACUGCCUGCCGGAGAGCGAAUCCACUCUCUGAACGGUGCUCAGGGCGGGCUUUGGAGAAGCAGAGGCCGGGCUCCUCAGUCUCUCUUUGGAGUGGGCAGCUGCGCUUGUGGUAGCGGAGCUGGUGUUCCCUACCGUUUUACCGACCAUGUCACGAAGUGUAAGGACUCAACUUGGGCGUGGCUCUUGGAGGGUCUAGAAUCAGAGACUUAUGACGAGGGAGAAGACGCAAUGGAUGGCUUUGUCAUUGGCACCAGGGGCUUCGGCGGUGGAGCGUCUGGUGACGAAAUUGACCGGUUGGAUGUUCGCCUGGGCACACCCGUUAACACAGUUCUCUUGGCAACUAGUACAGGACACGAUGACUCUUUCGGCGUCUUCAACGAGGAGAUGAUGUUUCCGAUGGUUGAUACCGUUGGUACAAAGUGCGACAAGGUGAGGAGUGACAUGAUCCUGUACGAGGCUUGCGGCGGCGGUAGCGUUUUUAGCGUCGGAAGCAUCAAUUGGUACUGUUCGCUGGGUUGGGACAAGUAUCAAAAUAAUGUGGCUAGGCUUACAUGGAACGUGUUGAGGGAAUUCAUGCGUAGAGGAGAGUAG
Molecule: messenger RNA, 2334 nt
Organism: Colletotrichum fioriniae
Lineage: Eukaryota; Fungi; Ascomycota; Sordariomycetes; Glomerellales; Glomerellaceae
Source: RefSeq, a predicted model, not a curated record